Molecule: messenger RNA, 741 nt
Organism: Parnassius mnemosyne (clouded apollo)
Lineage: Eukaryota; Metazoa; Arthropoda; Insecta; Lepidoptera; Papilionidae
Source: the annotation of a GenBank genome assembly
AUGGACCCCGUCAUCAUUACGCCGGAUGACGUAGCUGAGGCGAUCCGUAGGGCCCCGAACUGGAAAAGUCCGGGACUCGACGGACUGCAUCACUACUGGCUGAAGGGGUUCGUGGUGUGUCACGCUGUUCUCGCCCGACAGUUUCAAGAGGCUCUCGACCAAAAGUCGCUCCCGAGCCUCUUCACUACUGGGAUCACUCAUUUGGUUCCUAAAGACCGAGAUUCCACAGACCCUAGCAAAUACCGCCCCAUAACGUGUCUACCUACCUUAUACAAGACACUAACGUCCAUUUUGAGCGCGAGAAUCACUCGUCACCUGAACUCAAAUCAGGUGAUGUCGCGCGCUCAAAAUGGAUGUCGGGUCGGCGGUCGUGGAACCAAGGAACCACUCCUCAUUGACGCGGUCAUUGGCAAGGUGGUUAAACGCAACCGUCGGAACCUCUCCGCCGCCUGGAUAGACUACAAAAAGGCAUUCGACUCGGUGCCUCAUACAUGGCUGAAGAGGGUCCUCGAUCUGUACAAGGUUGACUGUACAGUUCGAGACUUCCUCGGGCAGUGUAUGGGGCAGUGGAGUACGAUCCUUUGUCAUCUAGGCGAGCGGAUGACGGCUGCGGAGAACCACAUAAGGAUAAGAAGGGGUAUCUUCCUGGGCGAUUGUCUGAGUCCAAUCUGGUUCUGCCUCUCUCUGAACCCUCUUAGUACCUUACUGGAGGGUUCCGGAAGGGGAUUUCAGCUUCGGUGA